Molecule: messenger RNA, 2007 nt
Organism: Fusarium fujikuroi IMI 58289
Lineage: Eukaryota; Fungi; Ascomycota; Sordariomycetes; Hypocreales; Nectriaceae
Exons: 2
Coding region: 1-2007 (668 amino acids)
Source: RefSeq, a predicted model, not a curated record
AUGUCUGACUCGGUGGAUUCCACCAACCCUGGCGGUGCUGGUACUGGUGAUGCACCCCCAACAAAGUCGUCGCUAAAAUCCCUAGAGGCGGCCCGUACCGGUGUGGCUAACCCUGAGGAAGUUUCACUCUUCGGCAUAUGUGAUGGUCAAGGUGACCCAUACACUGGUUUUACCUGGGAACAGAUGGAGAACAAUGCUCCACAGACAGGUGUACCGUCGUUGCAUCCAUUGGGAAUGAUCCAGGCAAGACCUGCAGAGGCAAUGUCAUCUUCCGAACCUUCCCAGUCAGGACCCUCUUACACUGCCCCAGCCCAUAGCGUCUCAAAUGCAAGCAAUUUGCACCUCGAGGAGGAUAUACAGAGUCUAAUUGAUCAUCCAAAGGUCAAACACUCAUUGUCAUGGAUCCCUGAGUUUUCAUGGCAUGACUCUCACCUAUUGUUUGAUGGUCAGCCACUGGAACUGCCCGAAACACGCGAUGGCCAACUUUCGAGAGGCGGCCCUAGCUCAGAGCAUGGACUUUCGUUAUCUCAGUGGUCUGUACCUCAAAUAAGAGAGCCGGACUGUGGACAUGAAAGGUCUCAGAUAUCUGCAAUCCUUGGAGUUGGAAGUUUUGUCAAUUCAGACAAACAUUGGGAUGAGAAACCGGAGGUAGCAUCAGAAAUAUUGUCGGUUUCAACCGAUAUCUCACUAUCUGUAACCACUUUUAAGGGAGAGUUCAUUGAAGCAGGUUUGCCUGCUCAAGUGGAAAUUGCCCUACAGAAGACCGUCAACAACAUAGUGGAAAUACUCGUCGACUACUACUGCAGAUCUUAUGCGCCACAGAAACAGUCUCUCGCAGCAAAACGCAAGCUGGCUGAUAAAAGCUCCAGUACUUCGACCAAGAGCAGUCGGGCUUCAAUUAAACGGAAAGGUGCCAAGCCUGGAAGCCGCAAAGGUCAGGCUAUAGAUGGAGAUGGAGAAAGUGAGGAUGAGGAGUCUAGUGGCAAUAGGCAAAGCCCGUCCGAAACUGACACACCUGUCGAACAAAUCCUCUUUUUGGCUUGUCCAUUCAUGAAAUGGAAUCCCAGGGAGUACAGACACUCUUGUAUCAAGAAGCUCAGGGAUAUGCAUGGCCUCAAAAAGCAUAUUCAGGAGAAACACUUCGUGAAUCACUGCCCUAAGUGCUUCAUGAGGCCCUCAGAAGACACGAAGGUCAUCCCUCCUCACCCAUGCAUCGAAAUGUCCGGUCUUUCGUCACGUCCAACGGCAGGACUGAUUACGGUUGAUAUGCAAGCUGCGAUCAAAGAAAGACCUGGCGCUAGAUUGCCUCAAAAGGAGAAAUGGGAGAGACUUUUCAAGAUUAUAUUUCCCCAGGAGCCGAUCCCGUCAAGCCCUUACCUCGAUCAUGAGGUGGCGCUAUUUCUUUGUGAAAUUGACAAAUUCGUUUGUCAGCCAUCUGUGAAGCACCGCAUUCGCGGAACGAUACAGGAGUCUCAGCUUGAACAUUGUGUUGAUAGUUUAUGGCAAAGGAUUGAUGAGCUUGUUCUUGAAAGACUAGUACCAGAGAUUCUAGACGUCCUUAAUUCCAAUGUCAUUGGGAUGAACGCCUGUCUAGCUUCUGACCAAAUAACAGUCGAUCAUGCACAGUCCAUUUCGACUUUGGAGAGAGGCAUACCUGGUAAUCUAUCCGAUUUUGAUUCGAGGGGCUUCGGGUCUGGCCAGAACGAAUCCGCCACAAUUCAUUCUGGUGUCUUGACAGAAGUUGAUGACGCCACCACUCCGAUACCAACUCCAUUUGCCAAUCAGCCAGAUAUCGGAGUUUGGGAAAUCAGUACUCGCCCCGAAGCCACUGAUACCUACGGACUUUUCUGUCCCGAUGUCGCUGGAAUUACCAACUUUGAGGCGAUUAGCAGUGGUCCCUUCUCGAGCCCUGGGGUAGGGCAUUUUCCUUGGUAUGGUGAACAAGAGAUGUUUGAGAUGGAACCCGAGCAAGCAAGGGGCGACGAGAUUCUUUUCCAGUGGCCUUAG